This is a messenger RNA of Musca domestica (house fly), 4545 nucleotides long. It is a transcript of the gene Gli, whose product is annotated as neuroligin-like protein glit-1. Gene Ontology annotation, cellular component: septate junction; cell surface; tricellular tight junction. Bases 19 to 3045 code for a protein of 1008 amino acids. NCBI's taxonomy places the organism in Eukaryota, Metazoa, Arthropoda, Insecta, Diptera, Muscidae. The transcript is spliced from 6 exons. The record is from RefSeq and is a predicted model, not a curated record.
AUUUGGCGUAAAUUCACGAUGACGUCGUCAGACACCAGCACAGCAACAACUGCAACAAAGCAUAACAAAAAUACUCCUACUAGAUUAGAAAAGAAAAUUACAAGAAAAAUCAAAUAUCGCGACAAAAUGAAAUUCGUCUGCAACGUUUUGCUUAUAAGCUUAAUAGUAGUUUUAGUUUUAAAUUUGAAUAUAACUGGAGUGAGUGCGCAGACACGUGAUCCCAGAUUUUACUCAAGGGUAGGUGUAAAUGAUUAUCAAUGGCCAAAUCCAGGUGAUCCCGAUUACAGAACAUAUACCUUCAAUGAUCGCCGCUAUGGACAUUAUCAGCCAAAUGGCUAUGGAGACAAUUAUCCGGGCAGAAAUUCACCGGGCCAGUAUCCACAGGGAAUGCCAAAUGAGGAUCGGUUUCGUUUCGAUCCGAACAAUCCCAAAGAAAUACCAUUUCCGGGAAUUUUGGCUGGUUGGCGUGAAGAUUUACAAGGUAAACAGCGACGUGAUUCUCUAACACUGGAGCGUGAUGUUUUCGUCACUACCAACUAUGGCCAGGUGCAAGGUUUCAAGGUGUAUAUGUAUGAUAAUCCAGAUCCAAAAUCAUUUUAUCGCCCAUAUCACUCGACCGUGGAUCGUAGCAUGGGUGAAUGUUCUGUUUUCCUGGGUAUUCCAUAUGCCAUGCCACCCACAUUUGAGGGACGUUUUAAACCACCCCGGCUACAUAGAGGCUUUCAAUUGCUGCAAGCUGUGGACUUUGGUCCAGCAUGUCCACAGCCGGUACGUUAUACCGGUGCUACAAAGGGCGUUAUGGAUAUGGACGAGGAUUGUCUGUAUUUGAAUAUCUAUUCUCCAAGGACCGGUGCUGGUGUGGCGCAAAAAUAUCCCGUAAUGGUUCACAUUCAUGGCGGUGAUUUUGUUCGGGGAGCAUCAAACCUCUUCCAAGGCCAUAUAUUGGCAUCGUUUUAUGGCGUCGUUGUUGUGACAUUUAACUAUCGACUUGGAGCUCUUGGUUUCCUUUCGACUGGCGAUGAAAACUCCCCCGGAAACUAUGGAAUACUCGAUCAGGCAAUGGCCCUGAAAUGGGUAUAUGAUAAUAUUGAAUUUUUCAAUGGUGAUCGUGAUUCUAUAACACUGUUUGGUCCCGGUGCUGGUGCCGCAUCAGCGGGAUUGCUAAUGGUUGCCCCGCAGACUAGACACAUUGUUAAACGUGUCAUAGCUCAGUCGGGUUCAGCCUUGGCCGACUGGGCUCUCAUACAAGAUAAAUACCGGGCACAAAAUACAAGUCGUGUUUUUGGCCAACUCCUGGGUUGUUCCCUGGAAUCUUCUUGGAAAUUGGUGAAUUGUUUGAGGACCGGUCGAAGUUUUUAUGAAUUAGGCAAUGCCGAAUUCCCACCAGAUGUCGGUACCUUCCCUUGGGGUCCUGUAUUGGAUCAUAAUUUCACUUUGCCAGGUGAUGAUUGGUAUGAUGGUUGGCGUGAAAAAGAUUGGCGUUUUCUCCAGGAUACACCGUUGAAUUUAAUACGUCAGGGGAAAUUCAAUAAAGGUAUACAGUAUAUGACCGGUGUCACCACACAGGAGGCAGCAUAUUUUGUCUCACAAAAUGAAUCAUUGGCGCCAUAUUUUGAAAUUGAUAAUAAAUUUUUCGAACAAAAGAUACGAGAACAUGUGUUCCGCUACAAUUACACAUUAAAUCCAAAUGGUGUUUACGAAGCCAUAAAAUACAUGUACACAUAUUGGCCAGAUCCGAAUAAUAGUACCAUAAUAAGAGAUCAAUACAUAAAUAUGCUGUCGGACUUUUAUUAUCGGGCGCCAGUAGAUCAAAUGGUCAAGGUUUUGUUGGAACAAAAGGUACCGGUCUUUAUGUAUGUCCUGAAUACCACUGUGGAGGCAUUAAAAUUACCCGAAUGGAGAAAAUACCCACAUGAAAUUGAGCAUUACUUUUUGACAGGAGCUCCAUUCAUGGAUGUGGAGUUCUUUCCCAAGAGUGCCCACCUCGAAAGGAAUAUGUGGACAGACAAUGAUCGUAAUAUGAGUCAUUUCUUUUUGCAAACAUUUUCGAAUUUCGCCAGAUAUGGCAACCCAACCCCGCAACAAGUUUUGGGUUUACAUUAUGAACGUGCCUAUCAGGGGGAGAUUCGUUAUUUGAAUAUCAACACAACUUAUAAUUCUUCGAUUUUACUCAAUUAUCGUCAAACCGAAAGUGCCUUUUGGAUUCAAUACCUGCCCACAGUAAUUGGGGUUUUUGUACCCACAUAUCCUCCAACCACGGAAUUCUGGUGGGAACCAAAGGAACCUCUACAAAUAGCAUUCUGGAGUAUGUCGGUUGCAUGUUUCUUCUUGAUUGUUUUAGUUUUUAUAUGUUGCAUCAUGUGGAGAAAUGCCAAAAGAGAAUCCGAUCGUUAUUAUGACGAAGAUGUCUUUAUCAAUCACGAUGGCACUGAAUACGAUCGAGAAUCUCGGACGACGGGUGUAGAUAAUACCAACUUGGCAGCUAAUCAUCAAGUGAUGCGUUCCCGUGAUAAUCUCUACGAAUAUCGAGAUUCUCCCUCAUCGAAAACAUUGGCCAGUAAAGCGCUGACCGAUACAACAUCAAUAAGAUCUCCCAGCUCCUUGGCAACAACACAAAAAACCGGUGGCAGUCAAUCGUCACUGAAAUCCGCCAUCUCUCUUAAAGAGAGCAAUGGUGGUGGGACACUUUCACCUUACUCCCGUCCGGCACGUAGUGAAGCCGGUGUUGCUCCAGCAGCACGGGUCAUAACAAAUGGUGUUGCGGUGGCCUCUUUAAAUCAGCCUAAAUCUGUGGAAGAAAAACGUUUGCUGCAACGUGAACCCAUUCCACUGUCAUCCACACCAGUUCCCACCGAACAAACCUAUAAGCCAGCAUCAAAACCCUUGCCCAGUAGUCGAAGUACAACACCAGUACCAAGUGCCCGUUCGACUACAACAACUACAGCCACAUUGUCUUCCGGCAUAAAUGUACAACCAUUGGUGGGGAUUAAAAAAUCACAAUCCCGUACACAAGUUAUAGAAGGUGUACCACAGACCUCGGUAUAAGAAACCGCUCUCUAAAUAUUACAAUAUUGGAUGAAAUAUCAAUGGAUAGUUCUUCCGCUACUGUUACAUUUAGAGAGAGUGAAAGGGGGAUAAAUGUAUAAUAUACGAAUAAAUAGUUUGAAUAAAACUUUAUUUUGUAUACUUUUCACAAAAUAUAGUUUUAACCAAACUAUAUAAUUAUAAGCAUCAUUUGCAGAAACAAGUGAAAUUGAACCUAAGAAUUUGACAUGGAACCAAAUGUUUUUUUGCGGAAAUUUAACAAUAGGUGUAUGUACGGUAGCCCAAUAAAGAGAGCGAAUGAAGAGAGCAAUUUUGACAGUUGAAAUUUUCUCAUGGUUUUAUAAUAGAAAAUAUUCGAAUCAGAAGUCUACAUCUUCGCUUCGGGGGGAUGAGUGAAAAUAUUAAAGUCACUCAAACCUCAACAUUUUAAAAAGUGUCUCUCCCCAAUCGCUCUCCUCUGCAGAAGUUUUGUGUUAACAGAUGACUUCCAAUAUAGACGAAGGAAAGCUUAUCUUCGAAAUCGGAUUAUCAAAUGUAGUCCACGUCGUUUCAGAGGUAUGAUUGAAAAUAUUGAAGUCACUCAAUUAUUUUUAAAUGUUAAAAAUAUUAAUAAGUCAUGAUGACAUCGGAACAUACGAGAAAAGUUAAAUUAUUGAAAAACGAUGAAAUGUGAUUUCGAAAUCGAGUUAGUCGACUACGUAAAUCAGCAUGUUGACUAUGUGAGAGCGUAUUGAGAGCCGCCUGCAUAAAAAACACAACGAACUUUUCGUUUUCUAUAUUUUAAUUUGUCUAUGCUUCCAGUUGUUCCAAAUGUUGAGAUACCCAGACCCCCACUGUAUUAUACUGUCAAAUUACAAAUUUGGCACCAUAACAGCGUUACCUAAAAAUCGACGUAGCGUAUACAAAUAUUCAACUCUCCCAGUACAGCAAAAUUUUUGUACGCCUUUAUUGGCCUAAUACGCCAGGUCCAUGUCUUAUAAUCUUUUAAAUAAAAACGUUGUAAAGCUUGGCACUUUUUUAAAUCCACCCAAUUGUUACUUUUUCACAUUUUUUGUAUCAUUAAUUUCUAUUUCCAACACACAAAAAAGGAAUUUUUUCAAUUGUCAAUGUUGAAAGUGUUCAAUUUUGAAAUUUUAUACAUCCGACAUAUUUGGGUAACUUUCAUAUAAAUACAUAUGUUUUACUUGUGUGGUGAAAAACUUCGACCAAUUACGUCGAAUUUUAGGCAACGCUGUAAAGAUUUAAAAUUAUUGAAUGUCUUUCUAAGCUUCUUCCAAUAUUUGAUCUAUUCUUGUAUCCCGAAAUCUCGAUUCAGGAUGUAUUUACUUGAACUGGAACUAGUACCUCUAUCUUUACAUUUUUGAAAAUUGGUCCUUAUUAUAACUUAACAGCUAAAUCCUGACUUUAGAGUAUUCCAUAUAUCAUUACCACAAAUCUACUCCGGAUCUUGAGACGUUCAAGUUCAAUUUCAGCUGUUUCUUGCUUAUUCGAAAUGAUAAA